UCGAAAUUAUAUACAGGCCCGGUUAGAUUGUCCUGAGAAGGAAUAAACAAUCUCACACAUCCAUCACAGUAAACGGCCCUUUUACCAUAUAGAGAUUAAUAACCGUUAACUUAUCUAGACUUAAGGGGCUUUUCUGUUGUGGGUAUAGAUUUUUAUUGCUGUUACCAGUCUUGUGUUGUUAGAUUAUAUUUACUUUUAUAUUUGUUGUUGCUAGUUUGCCUUUCCUUUUGAAUACCUAAUUUUAAAAAAGUUCUAUUAAAUUUGAGUCAUUUGAUCCCAUAAUGAGUCUGCCUCAAAACAUACAGUCAAACAGCUCAAGGCGAAGAUCCAUUGCAUUAUUAACCAGGUCACCUUUAUCUUCAUCUCCUUUAAUAGCCCAUUCUCCUAAACGAGGAAAUUCGGCCAAUAACUCAUAUGUGGCCAACGUCCAGUUUUUAAGAACAGGUGGUGAAUCAAGACAAAGCCUAGUUGAGAAUGAAGAAGCUAUUGAUUCUCAAAGUUCAAAUGAAUCAUCCACUCAAAAUUUGAUUCCUGAAUCAGCUGGAAUAUCUAUUCCUAGUAUUACUGAGAAUACAGAUUAUUCAGCUGGUAUUGAAGAUCCUAAAUUAUUAGCUCAAGUAGCGAAACAUUUACAUGAUUCAGAUUCUUUAAAAGCAGAAGGUGCAGAUAUCACUAGAGACUUGUAUAGAUUGAGUGUUGAUAAUAACCAUCUUCCAAGAAGAUCUCGUAGUUUUGAUUCAGCAGAGUGGACUAGAGAAAGAAGAGAAAGUGGAGCUAGUUCCUUGAAUGUUCCUGGAGGGUUCAGACGUGAUUUCUUAAAUCAUAAAUUUAACGUGGAAGAGAUUCGUACAGUGCAUCCAAAUUUCCUUACCAGGAAUUUUGUUGAAUUCUUAAGUAUUUAUGGUCAUUUUGCUGGUGAAGAAUUAGAAGAUGAAGAAGAUAUUGCAUGCCAUUAUAAAAUUCCAGAAUAUACUGGUGAAAGAUCACCAUUAUUAGGUUCGAAUGAUCAAGAAGUAAACCCAAAAGGAACAGCCACUGAUAGAAAAGCAUAUUUCCUAUUACUUAAAGCAUUUGUUGGUACUGGGGUUUUAUUUUUACCAAGAGCAUUUUCAAAUGGUGGUUUAACAUUUUCUAUUUUAACCUUAGUAUUCUUUGGUGCUUUAUCAUUAUGGUGUUAUUUAAUCUUAGUUUAUUCCAAGAUUUCCACGAAACUUAGUGGUUUCGGUGAGAUGGGGUCCAAACUUUAUGGAAAUUGGUUACAAAGAUUGAUUUUAUCAUCUAUUGUUCUUUCUCAAAUAGGAUUUGUGGCAGCAUAUAUUGUAUUCACUUCGGAGAAUUUAAGAGCAUUCAUAAGUAAUGUAAGUGGUUAUCCACCAUCUGAUUUUGAAAUCAUUUGGUUCAUCAUAUUCCAAGUCAUCAUUUUAUUACCAUUAUCAUUAAUUAGAGAUAUUACAAAGUUAUCAUUACUGGCAGUAUUAGCCAACUUAUUUAUUUUAUUCGGAUUGGUCACCAUCUUAUAUUAUAUCUUUUACGAAUGGUUAUAUGAGAAUAAAGGAACCUUAGGCCCUAAUAUUGAAUACAUAUUCAAUUCCAAUGAUUUUUCAUUAUUUAUUGGUGUGGCUGUUUUUGCAUUUGAAGGUAUUGGAUUAAUCAUUCCUAUUCAUGAAUCUAUGAUUUAUCCUAAUAACUUUCCUAAAGUUUUAUGUCAAGUUAUAUUCACUAUUUCAUUCAUUUUCAUAUUGAUCGGUAGUUUAGGUUAUAUCACAUUUGGGGAUCAAAUUAAAACAGUGAUUAUCUUAAACUUACCUCAAACUUCACCAAUGGUUAUUUUAAUCCAAUUAUUAUACUCAUUUGCUAUUUUAUUAUCAACUCCAUUACAAUUAUUCCCUGCUAUUAGAUUAUUAGAAUCAAAAUUAUUCUUUAGAAAGACAGGUAAAAAUUCACUUCGAGUUAAAUGGUAUAAGAAUGUGUUUAGAUUCUUAUUUGUAGUGAUGGUUUCAUAUGUAGCUUUAAUUGGUGGUCAGAAUUUAGAUAAGUUUGUUUCAUUCGUUGGUUGUUUUGCUUGUAUUCCAUUGGUUUACAUGUAUCCUCCAAUGUUACAUUUGAAAAGUUGUUGUGUUAUUCAUGAUGGAUUAAGUGAUUGGGAAAAGAGAAAGAGAUUUUGGUUAGGUUUAUUAGAUUAUGUUUUGGUUUUGAUUGGAUUUGUGGUUAUGCUUUAUACCACUUAUCAAAUCUUAUUCACUUAAUCCUUCAUUUAUAAAUAAAAGUUUUGUUUAUAUUUUAAUUG
Scheffersomyces coipomensis is the source of this 2287-nucleotide messenger RNA. RefSeq names its product Avt4p (gene AVT4). The record is from RefSeq and is a predicted model, not a curated record. Gene Ontology annotation, biological process: amino acid transmembrane transport. Lineage: Eukaryota; Fungi; Ascomycota; Pichiomycetes; Serinales; Debaryomycetaceae. The transcript has a single exon. Gene Ontology annotation, molecular function: L-tyrosine transmembrane transporter activity. Gene Ontology annotation, cellular component: vacuolar membrane. The coding region runs from base 282 to 2246 and encodes 654 amino acids.